AGAACUCUGACCCGGAAAUAGAAGGACGAAUUAUAUGCCUGAACAAAAAACAAACGGCUAUCAUCAAGCUAGCUGUUUCAUUUGACAUUUAGAAUGAAGACUCUUGGCUGUCAAAACAUCGUCACCGGGACAUGUAAACAUUGAAAACAAUAUAAGCGGAAUAUAGUUGCUGGGGAGACAUUGCGGCAUUCACAGUGUUAAUAUUGCACUUCUCAAUGAGGUACAAAGUUCAUGGCUCCUGUUGUUUGUCCCGCCUCUUCCUGCUUGGACCUCGGUUGGGCCAGGUGUGUGUGGUCCGAACCUACAGUGCCCAACACCAGCCAAGUGGACCAAAACGUCCUGAUGGGAGGGACGGACCUGAGACGCUGAAGAAACGUGCACUGUCAGCCUUACAACAUGCAGGUCAAUUGGGGCAGCAGUGGGGUCAAAGGUCGGCACAGAUGAUGAGUGCCACCAUGAACAGUUGGUGGGAGAGAUAUGAGGAAUUUGUUGGUCUCAACGAGGUCCGUCACGCUCAGACCAAGGUCACAGAGGCUGAAGCGGCGUUCAUGGUGUCCAGGGGGAUGGUACGUGAGGCCCACGGCAGCCUGGAGGCCCUUCUGGCCCGGCUGAAGGAGGUCAGGGACAGGCUGGACAGAGUUUCGAGGGAGGAGGCGCACUACCUGGAGCUGGCCACGCUGGAGCACAAACUACUGCAGGAGGAACGUCGCCUGAGGACAUCGUACGAGUGUACAGAGAGCUCGGAGAGAGAGAAGUUUGCCUUGUUUUCAGCCGCCGUCCGAGAGAGUCACGAGAAGGAGAGGACGCGAGCCGAGCGUACUAAGAACUGGUCCAUCAUCGGCUCGGUGCUGGGAGCCCUGAUUGGGGUCAUGGGGUCGACGUACAUCAACCGGGUCCGCCUGCAGGAGCUGAAGGGUUUGUUGCUGGAAGCCCAGAAAGGUCCAGAAAGCCUGCAGGAAGCCCUCAAAGUCCAAGCAGGAAACCACCGCUCCCAGCAGGACGAGCUGCGUGCCCUCAUCGACACCCUCAGGGUCACCAUAAAUGACCCUAAGGGUCCGAGUCCUGCCUCACCCAUCAGGCCUUCUUCAACCUUGAGUGAAGUCCGCAGUAGCAACCAAAGGACUGAAUCCCUGAUGCAGUCUCUUUUGCCACAAGUGGGUCAGCUCCAGCAAGGACUCGCCAAGGUCCACAACGAGCUUUGUGGUCUGAGAAACCUGCUGGAAACCGCACUGCAGGCUCGCAGGGAAACACCGGAGAGGCCGGUCGGUAUCGAGAGAGCGGGAGCAGACGAGGUUCUGGGGUCGGAGUCAAUGUUUCAGACUCUAGAGGACACUCAGAGGACGUUGGGGGAGCGUAUCAGCCGCAGCACCCUCUAUAACGCCACCUUCACGUACACGGCCACCGCUAUCACCAUUGCCGCCGUGUACAUUCUCCUGCGAGGAGGCUCUUAGGCGACGUUCACACUGCAGCUCGAUUCCAAUAUCAAAUGUUUUCCCAUGUCAGUGUGAAUAGUAAAAUCCAUUUUUUUAGCUUUAGAGACCAAUCAAACUUAUUUAAAUGAUUUAAAUGUGGUCACCAUGGCAACAUGGACCAAAUAUUACUGACAUACUUGAACAUAUAAUAUCAUGCUGCACUGAAACCAUUUAUGAUCACAUCAUUAAAAAAAACACUGAAUCUC
Doryrhamphus excisus (bluestripe pipefish) is the source of this 1678-nucleotide messenger RNA. It is a transcript of the gene ccdc51, whose product is annotated as coiled-coil domain containing 51. The record is from RefSeq and is a predicted model, not a curated record. NCBI's taxonomy places the organism in Eukaryota, Metazoa, Chordata, Actinopteri, Syngnathiformes, Syngnathidae.